AUGGACACAAUCAACAGUACCUGGGUGGCCGCGGGGUCGUUGGUGCAGGCCCAAUGGGACGCCCUGUUGGACGUAAUCGGUGACGAACCGGAGUUUCUGUACGUGUGGGCGCUGACGGUGUACGUGCACUCGGUGUUCUGGCUGGUCGGCGGGCUGUUCGUGCUGAUGGAUGUUACCAAUAAGCCCGCGUUCGUGCGGCGCUACAAGACGCAACCGGGAAAGAACGAACCGAUCGGCUGGCCAGAGCUGGCCAACGUUGCCCGGACGAUCCUGUUCAACCAGACCGUGGUCGGCAUCCCGCUGACGUACGCCGGGUAUCACCUGACGAUCAAGGGUACGGUGCCGGAUCCGCGCGUACUCCCAUCGCCACUCGAGAUCGUGCUGCACCUGGUGGUGUGUGUGUUUUUCGCCGAGAUUGGUUUCUACUACGUGCACCGGUUACUGCACGUGGCACCACUGUACCGGUACGUGCACAAGAAGCAUCACGAGUGGAGCGCACCGUUUGCCUGGACCGCCAUGUACUGCCAUCCGUUCGAGCACGUGCUCAGCAACAUGAUCCCACCGAUGAUUGGCAUCCAGCUGAUGCGGGCCCACAUCCUUACCGCCGCCAUCUGGUUUCCGCUCGUCAUCUUCAACACGAUCCGCGACCACUGCGGCUACCAUCUGCCGUUCUUCCCGAGCCCGGAGUACCAUGACUAUCACCAUGCAAAAUUCACCGAAUGUUUCGGUACGUUCGGCUACCUUGACUGGCUGCACGGUACGGAUACCCGGUUCCGGCAGUCCAAGCAGCACCAGCGCCACCGCACCCUCUGGACACUGAAGUCAGCACGCGAGCUCUAUCCGGAUAGCUGAACCGCCGCUGCCGGCUAAGCCGUUAGCAGUUAGUCUUAUUAUCUCUCUCUCUCUCUCUCUCUCUCUCUCUCUCUCUGUGUCGCACCCUCAUGACUCGCACCUCUCUCCCACGCAUCCC
This is a messenger RNA of Anopheles aquasalis, 970 nucleotides long. Its product is annotated as fatty acid hydroxylase domain-containing protein 2. Gene Ontology annotation, molecular function: iron ion binding; oxidoreductase activity. NCBI's taxonomy places the organism in Eukaryota, Metazoa, Arthropoda, Insecta, Diptera, Culicidae. Gene Ontology annotation, biological process: lipid biosynthetic process. The record is from RefSeq and is a predicted model, not a curated record.